CAUGCCGAGCGCUCACUCGGGACAGAAAGCGCGUGCAGGCGCUGCAUCUUUCACUCCGACCACCUGUUGACUAGAGAACUUCCCUGAAACACACACGACUAAAAUCGGAUCGGUUUCUUCCAAGGAGGUUGCACUGCAUUUAAGCAAAAUCUGCUCACUGAAAUCUAAGCAAAGUUUUUUUUUUUUACAAGUUUAUUCAACGAGGGAAUACGAACUUUUGCCAAGUUGUAUUGUAAGUGACUCCUCGAGGACAUGCGCGGCAGUAAGAGUUCACGCGCAGUGUGUUGUGGAGAUGUUCAGGCUCUGGAAAGCAAAGUGUCAUCCGUGCACGGUCGCCGAACCUGCAUGUUAUGUGAUUUGCGCGUGAGAUGGUCGGUUACGACCUCCCAGGUUGGGGAGAAAUAACUUAACAAAAAAAAAAAAAAAAAACCACAGAAAAAAUCACACACGAUACUCCACCAUGAAAGCAGUAAGCGUGGUUUUCGCUCUGGUCGCGUUGUGGAGGAUGAGCGUGGCGAGCAGGAGACACUGCCCCGACCUCACCGUGGAGAGCUGCGAGUGUGCAGCAGAGCGCUCCGGGGCGCUAAACCGGCGCAGCGCGCGCGUCACGGUGGCGUGUGAUGAUGCGGAUCUGACGGACACGCUCGAGCCCCGCGCGCUGCUCAGCACCACCACCUCACUGAUCCUCAGAAAUAACAAAAUCUCAACGGUGAAAAACGCCUCAUUCUUCGGCUUACGCUCUCUAGAGAGACUGGACUUGAGAAAUAAUUUGAUUAGUACAGUGGAGCCGGGAGCAUUUCGUGGACUGGUUAUGCUAAAGAGACUGGAUCUAUCCAACAACCGCAUUGGCUGCCUUUCCGCCGAGAUAUUUCUUGACCUUGGCAAUCUCUCGAAACUAAAUUUGUCUGGAAACAUCUUCUCCACGCUGCCUGAAGGGCUGUUCAUGCACUUGGCUUCCCUGAGAGUUCUGCACUUCGGUACAGAUUCCCUGUAUUGUGACUGCCAGUUGAAGUGGAUGCUGCUGUGGGCCAGAGCCAGAUUCGUACGAGUGGGAAAUGAGACAACAUGUGUGUAUCCUUCACACCUCCAUGGCUUCCCAGUUCAUGGCCUUCAAGAACACGAGCUUACCUGCGACUCUCUGGAGAUUCCUCUGCUUGAGCUGAUCCCAUCUCAAAGGCAGCUAGUGUUCCGGGGUGACCGACUCCCACUCCAAUGCACUGCUUCCUACCUGGACCCCUCCAUCACUCUAAGCUGGAGCCAUAACCGCUGGCCUAUACACACACAUGAAGAGAGAGGAGUGUAUGUAGAGGACAGUAUCAUCCAUGACUGCUGCCUCAUCACAAGUGAACUAAUCCUCUCCAACGUGGAUGCUGAUGUUUCCGGUAAUUGGCAGUGCCACGUGACCAGUUCCCGUGGCAACAGCUCCAUUGGCAUGGAGAUUGUGGUUUUGGAGACGUCUGCGCUCUACUGUUCUGCAGAGAGGGUGACCGGCAACAAAGGUGACUUCAGGUGGCCUAAGACCCAGGCUGGUUUAAUGGCAUUUCUUCCCUGUGCCACUGCCUCCUACAGCCCUCAAGAGAAGAGGGCAUGGCGUAGGUGUAAUAGGCAGGGCCGGUGGGCAGAGGACGACUAUAAUCAGUGCCCGUACUCCAGCAAGUUCACCCGCGUUCUGCAUGAACUUACACAGAUACCAGUAAACAUCUCCAACGCUCUGUUCCUGGCCCAGCAGCUCUCCUCCAUCACCAGCAAUGCAGAGAUGUUUGAGGACAUGAUGGACGUCAUCUUUGUUACACAUCUUGUAGAAAGAAUCACACGUCUUGUGGGUCGACUCAUAGAGCUAGGGGACUACGUGUCCAACAUUGCAAGCAACAUGAUGCAGGUAGAGGAGCAUAUCCUGUGGAUGGCUCAGAACGAAGCUCGAGCCUGCACACGCAUUGUACAGUGUGUUGAACGCAUUGCAGACCUCACCUUCAGCACACACACCCAGAACAUCUCAAAGGUCUCUCCUAACAUAGCUCUGGAGGCCUUUGUGCUCAGGCCUUCGAGUGUAAUGGGUUUGGUGUGCAUGGUGGUGGCUAAUCCAGGUCAGAAGACUGGCGCUGGGGUUUCUGGGAAUUCAAGAUCACCGCAGGAAACUCUCCUCAGUUUCCGAUGUCAUACAGCUAAUGUCACAGGAUCACCCAGUGGCCAGCUCAGACAGAGCGCACUGGCUGUCGCCUCCAUUCACUUACCGCUGGCCGCCUCAUCGCGCGCCUCCGCCUUGCGAUCUGUUCCUAACGCGACCUGCAGGCUGCAGCUGGCUGUGUUUCGCAAUGGAAAACUCUUUCCAUGCACGGGGAACUCGUCAAGCUUGGCAGACGACGGCAAGCGGAAGAGCGUGGCGACUCCGGUCACUUUCGUCAAAUUAGAUGGCUGCAAUCUCGGUAGCUCCAUUCAGCCCGUAGUUAUUACCCUGAGGCACUUGGCUCUAGGCGCAGAUCCCACCGCAGCCUACUGGGAUUUCGACCUGCUGGAUGGCCACGGAGGCUGGAGGGCGGAGGGCUGCCACAUAACGGGCUUGUCGGGCAACAGCACCACUAUACACUGCACACAGCAUAAAAACUUCGCUGUUCUCAUGGAUCUGAAGAAGGUGCUGUCGUUCCCUCCAUACCCGGGGGACUUCCUGCACCCGGUCGUGUAUGCCUGCACCGCUGUCAUGCUGCUCUGCCUUUUUGCUUCCAUCAUCACUUACAUAGUUCACCACAGUACAAUCCGGAUCAGCCGGAAAGGAUGGCACAUGCUCCUGAACUUCUGUUUCCACACAGCUCUGACGUUCGCUGUGUUUGCCGGAGGCAUCAACCGCAUCAAAUACCCAAUUUUCUGCCAAGCGGUUGGAAUAUUACUUCAUUACUCAUCCCUGUCCACUAUGCUAUGGCUGGGCUUCACAGCACGGAACAUCUACAAACAGGUGAUCAAGAAACCCCCCAAGCCUCAGGACGGAGACUUGCCUCCUCACCCACCCAGAUCGCCCAUGCUGAGGGAGAAAAAGACUGAGAGUGUGUUAUGUGUUCAUCGCCUUAGAAAAAACACAUGCAGAUUUAUGUUUUAUUUAAUCGGUGGAGGAAUUCCCUUCAUUAUCUGUGGCAUCACAGCUGCCAUCAACAUAGAAAAUUAUGGCAGCGGAGAGCAAACUCCAUACUGCUGGAUGGCAUGGGAACCUAGUCUUGGGGCUUUCUAUGGACCUGUGGCAUUCAUCGUCCUGAUGACUUGUGUUUACUUCCUGUGCACCUUCAUCCAGUUGCGUAAACACCCAGAAAGGAAAUAUGAGCUGAAGGUGCUGUCUGAGGAGCAGCAGAGACUUUCUGUUGCCGAUGUGCCCCACUGCCACCAUCAAGGUGAACCUGGCAUGCAAGGAGGUGAUGGGACGCGCUGCCAUGCUGGCUGCCCUGGCUUGUUUAACCCAUCUUUACUUGCAAAUGAGCACUCAUUCAAGGCCCAACUAAGGAGCGCUGCAUUCACACUGUUUUUGUUCUUAGCCACAUGGACCUUUGGGGCUUUGGCUGUGUCUCAGGCUCAUUUCCUGGACAUGAUAUUCAGCUGUCUGUAUGGAGCAUGCUCAGUCACCCUGGGCCUUUUUGUGCUGAUUCAUCACUGCGCUAAGCGUGACGAUGUCUGGCAUUGCUGGUGUGCCUGUUGUCCUGGUCACCAAGCUAAUACCUGUCAGGGGCAUGGACAUGCCCAUGGGCGCCCUAAGGUCAAUAUUAAUGGGGAUGUACACAGGCAUGGGCAUGGGCACGAUCACUGCCACUUGGACUCACCCUGCACAGGAAAAUCUGUCCUUAGCCACACACACUCACAUGGCCUUUGUAAGCUUAGUAACCUGCAGGCUCAGAACCACGUAACCUGCUUGACCCCUGUGAGUCCUGUGAGCCCUUGUUGCUCAGCUCUCCACACAGAGAAGUUGCUGGAAGAGCGGCCCAUUCACCUACACAGCUGCCUGAAACCAGGCAGGACUAAAGGAAGGCAGCGGGCAUCACCAGCUGGAGAGAGAGAGCUGGCUUUCCAUCUUCCAGCCAGUGCAGAUGCAGGCAGUGGACACAGCUCGCCCACAGACAGCCCGCAUAGUACUUGUCAACGCCAGGGUCACAUCUGCCAUCUGGCCCAAGAUGAGCACCGGGAGUGGCAUCAUGCAUGUUCUCACCAUGACACUCCACUGUGCCAUGGUGCAGUAGGCCAUCUGCCCCCAUGCUGUACUAAGGCAGAGAUCCUGCCCUCACCCCUGUGCCAUGCUGAAAGCAGGGAGCCAGGAACCCUCCUCUGCGGCUGUGGAAAGCUGGCUGAGGAUGAGCUUGCAGUGCCGUGUCACGGCCAUGUUGAGAUGCACCCUCGCAGACAGUCCUUCCCACAGUGUGUACCCAAUCAGAACGGGCUUCUUAAAGGAAGUGGACAUGAGUGCCAUCUGUACACAUCUGACAGCACAGGGAAUAUACGCACUGGACCCUGGAAGAAUGAAACUACCGUGUAGUUAAGGGCUCGAUGCGCAGUUAACCACCUACUCUAGGAUUUAAAAACGUACCAGACAUUCUAAAGAUUCUUAUCUGUUUUGAUUUUAAUAUUAAUACAAAUCCUUCCUUUCAGGUUUGUUUUCUUUUUUUGUUAAUUCUACAGAAAUGCCACUCCAGAAAAGCUACAUGGACCUGACUUUUCGGGAAAAGGGAAAUGUUGUUUGACACUGGCUGCCAGAUUGGGGUCAUGCUCUGUGUCCGGAUUUGACCUUUUACCACAAAGCUAAUUUGAUCACUACAGGAUAACAAACAUUAUCUGAGUGUGACUUCUUGUGCGAAUGGGUUUUGCGUAUGUGCGAGUGCACUUGAAUGUACUUUGUGUAUGUCCUUCUGCAAAUGCAAUCAAUUUAGUGUUUGGUGAAAAGAAUUAUUUCGUAAGAUACCGAAUUAUACUCUAAUGAGAUCUAAGUUAUUAAAUAAAAGUGUUAUUGACAGUGCUCAAACUGUGCAACACAAGUAAAGUGAAAAGCACUUUGAAUAAAUUCCAAGUGUCCAAAUACAUGAAUACAUCACCAGCAAUUUUAACUCAUCCGUGUUUUCAUGUCACUUUAACAAUCAUGCUUACUGUAAACUGUGAACAACAGCUAAUACUUAGUACAAUACACUACAGACUAAAAAACAGACCUAGUUCUGUCUGAGUUCUUUUUGCCCUAUUUAGUGUGCAAACUAAAAAAUGAGACUGUCUGUUUUUCUGCAGAUCUGUACUAGUUAUACAGUUACUGUGGUAAAUUUUCCGAUCAUCAAGAUGUGUGUAGAACAAUCCUAUCAUAUUACUCUCCGGUGCUAGAAGACCAACUAACACAAUUACAUAUCAAAGGUCCAUUAGUCAGUAGGAGUACCCAAACUAACCACUGCUGAGGAAUAAAACAUGAAAGAAUUUACUUAUUAAGACUCACCAUCCACUUUAUUAGGAACAUCUAUAUACUGGAACAUUUAUGCUGGUAUCCAAUCAAUGUGGCAGCACAGCGAUAGUUCUAAUCAUGGAGAUUCAGGAGCCACUAAAGUAAAGAUUAGAAUGUCUUCUCAGUGACUUUGACUGUAGAUUGUUUGCUGGUGCCAGACAGACUCGUUUUAAUAUUUCUGAAACUUUCCUGGGCUUUUUAUUUAGCAGUCUA
Messenger RNA from Silurus meridionalis, 5659 nucleotides. Its product is annotated as adhesion G protein-coupled receptor A3. Lineage: Eukaryota; Metazoa; Chordata; Actinopteri; Siluriformes; Siluridae. The transcript is spliced from 20 exons. The coding region runs from base 461 to 4504 and encodes 1347 amino acids. The record is from RefSeq and is a predicted model, not a curated record. Gene Ontology annotation, cellular component: plasma membrane; postsynaptic density; glutamatergic synapse. Gene Ontology annotation, molecular function: G protein-coupled receptor activity; protein binding. Gene Ontology annotation, biological process: cell surface receptor signaling pathway; G protein-coupled receptor signaling pathway.